Racocetra fulgida is the source of this 558-nucleotide messenger RNA. Lineage: Eukaryota; Fungi; Glomeromycota; Glomeromycetes; Diversisporales; Gigasporaceae. The record is from the annotation of a GenBank genome assembly.
AUGGAAAACAUUAAUUAUGAUGAAAGUUACUCUGUUCAGUAUUCUAGCAAUUCUGACAGUGAAUCUGUUACCGAAAUAGAAAACUUUCCUAUUCUUAAUUUCGAUAUUGAUACAUACCAAGACGUUAAGAAUAAGAUUUUGCAGCAAAAUAGUGAUAAUGACAACGAAGAUUAUGAUCUUAAUAAUGUGACAGAAGAAAGUACAUUAUCUGAGUUUAAUGAAGAAUUUGGUUGCGAUAAUAAGCAUGAUGAUUUAUCUGCAAUUCUAGAAAAAUUUGGAAAUUGGAUUCAAUUAGUAGCAAAAUCAGAUAAUAAAUUACAAAAAAAGCAACUUAUUUGGUCAUUAUUGCCGGCAAUUGAGACAUUAAAACCAUGUUUGCCAAAAGAUUUGAUUUAUAGCAAAGUAGAUGAUUUUGAUAAACUAGUUCUGCCAACUUUUUUAAUGAUUCAAAUAGCAUUUAAAUUAGCAAAAAUAGAUUUAAGUACUAAAGCAAAAGCUGCAUUUUUAAAAGAAAAAGAAUAUACAUACUGUGGAAAUCUUCUUGGAGAAUCCUUAUAG